This is a messenger RNA of Radiomyces spectabilis, 921 nucleotides long. RefSeq names its product SUR7/PalI family-domain-containing protein. Lineage: Eukaryota; Fungi; Mucoromycota; Mucoromycetes; Mucorales; Radiomycetaceae. The coding region runs from base 1 to 921 and encodes 306 amino acids. Gene Ontology annotation, cellular component: plasma membrane; cell cortex of cell tip. The transcript is spliced from 2 exons. Gene Ontology annotation, biological process: fungal-type cell wall organization. The record is from RefSeq and is a predicted model, not a curated record.
AUGCUACGAGGUCUCUUUAUUGCAUUGGCGUCUCUCUUUGCGCUUUUUGCGUUUUUGCUUCAACUGUUUACACUCAUCGGUCAAGUUUCCAAUCGCGUCUUCUUGCGCCAUCUGUAUUUGGCUCACGCUCAGAAUGCUCCGCAAAAUCAAGCUUACAAUAUGGGAUUAUGGAAUUACUGUAAUACCGACAUGAGUGGCAAUGUCAACUCGUGCGACUCCCCACGACCGGGAUACAACUGGGCAAACACACCGGGCAUCAGCCAAGCGUUGCCGAAUCAGGCUGGAAGUAAGCGGAUCAAGAGUCUCUUCUUGGCUUUGUUCGCCUUGGUCUUCAUAGGUAUGGGUCUCAGCUUCUUCUUAUGGCUGAUCAGUAUGCCUUUCUCCUGCUUUGGCCGCCGAGGCGUCAGUGCUUCAUUGUCUGGGUAUUCGUUCAUCAAUUUCUUGGUCACUUUGGCUUCCCUUAUUUUGGCACUGGUCUUGGCUCUCCGCGGUCUUCACAUUUUGAGAAACGCGGAUAGUAACUGGAACGGUUAUCUUGGAAACUCCAUAUGGUGUCUUGUCGGUGCUACCGCCGCCACCUUGAUGAGCUUUUUGCUGAACACCCUCAGCGGUUUCUGUGUCAGACGUCGUCGUGAUGAUGCUCGAAUUGAUCCUGCGGUCGGAGCCAAACAACCGCCUCCCGGAGACCCUUACCAACCCCAACCGGUGACUAAUGAACCCUACGCUGGUAAUCAACCUUACACUGGUGACACUGCUGGUCGUAAUGCAGUCGAUCCUACUGUUGGUCCCAACCCAGCCGGAAACCCUUAUCAGCCACAACCGGUGACAAACACACCUUACAAUACAUCCGCUGUCGGUAAUCAGCCCACUACUCCUAAUGCGUACUCAUCAGCAGGAUACAACAACCCCAACGCAGUUUAA